Messenger RNA from Salvia splendens (bonfire salvia), 465 nucleotides. RefSeq lists its product as uncharacterized. The coding region runs from base 1 to 465 and encodes 154 amino acids. The transcript has a single exon. The record is from RefSeq and is a predicted model, not a curated record. Gene Ontology annotation, biological process: defense response to other organism. Lineage: Eukaryota; Viridiplantae; Streptophyta; Magnoliopsida; Lamiales; Lamiaceae.
AUGGCGGAAAGAAGAGAGCAAGAGAAGCAGCUCGCCCCGGCCAUCCCCGCCAACUCCAAGCUCAACCCUUUUCCACCGAAAUUCAUAUUACACCGCCACCACCGGUGCCUCAAGUGUUGCGGCUGCUCCGCCGCGCUUCUCCUAAUCCUAGCCGUCACAACACUCAUCCUCAUGCUCACGAUCUUCCACGUGAAGCAUCCAUUGCUCGAGAUCAUCUUGGUCAAAAUCGACGGCCUCAAUUUGCUAUCCAGCAACAACCCGACGCUGGUGGCCGACGUCUCGAUCAAGAACCCCAAUGCGGCGUCGUUCAAGUUCCACGAGGCGGCCACAGAGGUGUACUACGACUGCGCGCUCGUGGGAGAGGGUAGGGCGGCGCCGGGGGAGGCGGGGCACGGAGGGUGGAUGUUUUGGUUGGUUUGUUGGCUGAGAGAUUGGUGGGGGUGUCGAGAUUUGAGAGUGAUUUAG